AUGGGAGCUAUCCUAGGGAAGAGUUGGAGGAGUUGGAGAACCGGCCACUUGAAAAGCUCGCGAAACCGAAACAGGAACAAGGCUGUUGAGAUGAUCUACGUGAAGGCUGGUUUGAGCCCUGAAGAUGCAUCAUUUCUCGCUGGUUUUACUGAAGAGCAGACUAAAAAAAUGUGUCCGCAAGGCUGGGGUAUUGUCAUGACUCUCACAUUUUCGCUGACAAGUUCCGCUGGCGCAUGCCACCUAUUGUUUCUGGGCAGCUGUGCGUUAUCGUCGCCUCCUCCAUCCUCUCCGCCAAAGUCAGCUGAAAUCGAGGAUCACAUCGGUCUCUGCUUCUUCGCCGUGGUCCUGGCCUGUAUUGGUUUCUACCCCAUUCUCCCGGCCACAAAUGCGUGGACACUCAACAAUCUUGCUGGCGAAAGGAAACGAAGGAAACGCUCCAUUGGCAUCGCAUUCAUGAUUUCCUUGGGAAACUGCGGAGGAAUUCCCGGGAUCGUUCAUCUUCCUUGA
Paracoccidioides lutzii Pb01 is the source of this 507-nucleotide messenger RNA. RefSeq lists its product as hypothetical. The coding region runs from base 1 to 507 and encodes 168 amino acids. The record is from RefSeq and is a predicted model, not a curated record. The transcript has 2 exons.